Molecule: messenger RNA, 840 nt
Organism: Bipolaris oryzae ATCC 44560
Lineage: Eukaryota; Fungi; Ascomycota; Dothideomycetes; Pleosporales; Pleosporaceae
Exons: 2
Source: RefSeq, a predicted model, not a curated record
AUGGACAGAGAAAGCCUUGCUGGUGCCCAGCUAGUCUCAAACGAUGAACUAUAUCAAACCAGCACUAUCACCUGCGGUGUCCAAUUUAUAGGAAACGACACUGUUUUUGCUCUAACGUCUGCUCAUGCAUUCGAGGACAAUGACAAGGAAGAGAGCGAUAAGCGUGCCUCGGACCCCGAGGACUCAAUGUCAGAUUACAGUAGCUCAGGCAGCGAUUAUGUAAACGACUAUGGACUCUCAGAAACGGUCGGUGAGUAUGACUGGGACGAGAUCGAAAUAGAAGCAGCUGCAGUGAGAAAAGGCCAAGAGCCCAGUUUGAGCUGCCCUAGCGAACCAGCUCCAAGACAGAAAGUUUGGGAACAUCCCAGCCGCUUCAAGAUCGAGCCUGACCAGGUGUGGGGGAGACCGGACGAUCCAAAAUGGGCAGAUCAGCCAGAUCUUGACUGGGCUUUGGUAGAAAUGCCGAAUUCAUGUGUUUUUGACGAAAAAUGGGAAAUGAUACCGUCUGACCUUCCCAAGACCCCAACUACCGUUGUUGUCGUCACCCGUUAUGGGUUUCGUAAGGGCACAUCAUCAAGCAUUCCUUCCUAUAUCUCCAGAUCUAGGAAUUCUACCGCCUGGACUAAAGUGUGGACAAUUGCCCUUGAUGAAGACGAGCAAAGGCAUCUACACAUAGGUGAUAGUGGCUCACCAGUACUUAACGUUGAUUCCGAUACAGUAUACGGCUAUGUGACUGCACUCAAUUGCUUCGGCGAGCUUCAUAUGAUGCCAAUCCAAGCAGUAUUGGACCAAAUAUGGGAUAUGGUACAGCCACUCGAAGCUGAUUCAAAGCCAAUAAUA